Talaromyces proteolyticus is the source of this 663-nucleotide messenger RNA. RefSeq lists its product as uncharacterized. The transcript has a single exon. The record is from RefSeq and is a predicted model, not a curated record. The coding region runs from base 1 to 663 and encodes 220 amino acids. Gene Ontology annotation, cellular component: intracellular anatomical structure. Lineage: Eukaryota; Fungi; Ascomycota; Eurotiomycetes; Eurotiales; Trichocomaceae. Gene Ontology annotation, molecular function: NADPH dehydrogenase activity; FMN binding; NADP binding.
AUGACCAAGACAAUGAUCCAGAAGGCAAUCGGCGACUUCGUUCACUCAGCCAGUCUCGCUGUCGAAUCUGGUUUUUAUGUAAUAGAGAUUCAUGGCGCACAUGGUUAUCUCAUCCACCAAUUUUGCUCGCCUCUCACUAAUAAGCGCACCGAUGAGUAUGGCGGUUGCUUUGAGAACCGCGUGCGAUUUGUCCUAGAACUGGUGCAAAGAAUCAGGCUUUUUAUUCCAGAGAAAACACUGCUUUUCUACAGAAUCAGUGCCACAGAUUGGAUCUCGGACACGGAGUCCUGGACCAUCGAAGAAUCAGUGCAGUUGUGCCGGCUGCUAGAAGAUCUCGGGGUCGAUUUAAUUGAUGUUAGCUCCGGUGGCUUAGCUCCAGAGCAGAAUCUGCCUCCGCUUCAGCCGGCGUAUCAGGCGUACUUGUCUAAAACUAUCAAGGACGAGGUUCUAGGAUUGCUCACUGCAAGCGUGGGUAUGAUCCACGACGGAAAAACGGCAGAAGAUGUUCUCGCCUCCGGACAUGCGGAUGCCGUCUUCAUCGCUCGGGAAUUUGCGCGCAAUCCGAGUCUAGUUCUAAAGAUUGCUCAUGGUCUGGGAGUUAAAGUAAAAUGGCCAAUAAAAUUGCAUAGGAGCCAGCCUUAUCAUAAGGAUAUAGAUAUGUGA